CUUUUGAGUACACGCACUGUGUAGUAAAAGUGUAUAAAUAUUGGUUAAGUAUAUGUGCCUUGAUUUCGGUUAAACAAAAUGCCUCGUCGAGUACUUGAAAACUACGGAUUUGAACCAGCCAAGCAGUCAUGUUUGCGCAAGUCAAAAUUGGAUCCCAAAGGUAAAUGUGGCGUUGCCAUCAAGCAACAACCAAGGGAGCAACCUGUUGCAAAGAAGAAUCCAUUGAAGUUCCUCGAGCAGAAAACCGAUGCGGAACUCGUCGUGCAUUGGACUCGUGAUGGCGGCUGUACCCCUUCACCCAUUAAAUUGUUGCCUCCUUGGUAGUAGUGUGUAAUGUCCCCAAAUUUACAAUUAUCCAGGAACUCUUAUAAUUCGAUAAUUUACCAAUAAGAAAAAGAAUUGCAAGCAAGACAAAAAUUCUAAAAAGCAA
Molecule: messenger RNA, 430 nt
Organism: Drosophila eugracilis
Lineage: Eukaryota; Metazoa; Arthropoda; Insecta; Diptera; Drosophilidae
Exons: 2
Coding region: 79-324 (81 amino acids)
Source: RefSeq, a predicted model, not a curated record